UCUGCUUCUCUUUUUCCUUAUUAAGGUCAGAAAAAAAAAAUCCAAAAAUGAGAAAGGCUCAGCUCCAACAAGAGGCCGCCUUCAUGAGAAGGUCCCUCUUUGACCAGGGGUACCUGGACGAACAGUUUGAGGAGCUGGAGGGGCUGCAGGACGAUUCUAAUCCCAAUUUUGAGGAGGAGAUCGUUACAGUCUUCUACAGCGACACUGCUAGGAUGAUCAACAACUUGGACCGCGCACUGAUGAGCAGCCCAAUGGAUUUCGACAAGCUGGACAAUUACAUGCAUCAAUUCAAGGGUAGUUGCGCUGGAAUUGGAGCCAAGAGGGUGAAACUGGAAUGCAUAAGGUUCGAUGAAUGCUGCGCGGCUAGGGACGCAGACGGAUGCAUUAGGACUUUCCAACGAGUGAAGCACGAGUAUGCGACUUUAAAGCAGCAGCUUCAAACUUACUUUCAGGUGGCAAGGCGAGCUGCACAAGUUUAAUCAUACUCAUUCACUGCAAAUUAAGGAUCCCAUGUUAUCCCCUAGCCUUAUCGGUGACCACUAUGGUCAAAUAUUUUUCUGGCUUUAGAUAAGUCAAUUUUUACAUAUAUAUUCCCUAGCUUUUGAUCAGUCACUUGGCUCAAGUUCCUUCAUUAUCUGUUUUCUUUUUCCCAUUUAGUCACCAAUAUUACAGCAAUGUUAUGGCUCCAAGAUCUGUUUACUGGUAUAUUUAAAUAAGAUGAAAAAAAAUAAUGUCCCAUGAUAAAGCGGAUUUUUAUACAAUGUAGUACUACCUCCGAUUAUAGUUAUAAGACUCCGUCUGUAGUCUACAAAUAUGGUCUUAGAAUAGGAGGUAGUGUAUCCUUUUUCUUUUUCUUAUGCUUGCUUUGUUUUAAGUAUCAAAUGGCUCAUCAUCAUUUUGAGAUAAGAUGAGAAUAAUCGUCUGUUUGUCUCCAUCUCCAGUUAGGUACCAAUGAACAAUAUGACAGUGUUCAAGACUUUUGUCGUUUGUGUUUCGUUUCUCUCUUUCUAUCAAUAAGAAAUGCCUUUUAUUAC
Neltuma alba is the source of this 1034-nucleotide messenger RNA. Its product is annotated as histidine-containing phosphotransfer protein 4. Gene Ontology annotation, cellular component: cytoplasm; nucleus. Lineage: Eukaryota; Viridiplantae; Streptophyta; Magnoliopsida; Fabales; Fabaceae. Gene Ontology annotation, molecular function: protein histidine kinase binding; histidine phosphotransfer kinase activity. Gene Ontology annotation, biological process: phosphorylation; phosphorelay signal transduction system; cytokinin-activated signaling pathway. The coding region runs from base 48 to 479 and encodes 143 amino acids. The transcript is spliced from 6 exons. The record is from RefSeq and is a predicted model, not a curated record.